Messenger RNA from Helobdella robusta, 2055 nucleotides. RefSeq lists its product as hypothetical. Gene Ontology annotation, cellular component: membrane. The transcript has 14 exons. The record is from RefSeq and is a predicted model, not a curated record. NCBI's taxonomy places the organism in Eukaryota, Metazoa, Annelida, Clitellata, Rhynchobdellida, Glossiphoniidae. Gene Ontology annotation, biological process: sodium ion transmembrane transport. The coding region runs from base 1 to 1893 and encodes 630 amino acids.
AUGCAAAAAAUAUUGGAAGACAUGAGCCAUAAUAUUUACAUACAGGAAGUGGAGGCUGAGAGGGGAGCCUGGGGCGGCAAGUUGGAGUUCAUCCUGACGUGCAUCGGAUCGGCUGUGGGACUUGGGAAUGUUUGGAGGUUUCCGUACUUGCUGUUCAGAAGUGGUGGAGGAGCUUUCCUGAUUCCGUUCGUGAUCAUGUUGUUCCUCAUUGGCAUUCCAUUGUUCUUUCUUGAUAUAUCUCUGGGUCAAUUUGCUAGCUUGGGCCCGUUGGCAAUCUUUCGAAUGAGUCCGAUUUGGAAAGGUGUAGGGUUCUCAAUGAUCUUCACCAACUUGAUAUUGAUAAUGUACUACAACGUGAUCAUAAGUUGGUGCAUGUACUUUUUGUUCGCCUCCUUCACGAACCAUCUACCUUGGCAAAGCUGCGGCAACAUGUGGAACACUCCACUCUGCACCACAUCUGAAGAGUUUAAAAAUUUAACCAGCUCUGGAAAUGAUUCGUUCAUCAUGAAAGAAAAUUUAAGCCUAUCCAGAUCGGAGCUGAAAACACCGAGCGAGGAAUAUUUCUAUCGUAAAGUGCUUCAGAUGUCUGAUGGUCUUGAUCACCCGGGCACGAUCAUCUGGCAACUUGCUCUCUGCCUCUUUCUUGCCUGGACGAUUGUCUUCCUCGUCAUCAGCAAAGGAAUUGCUUCGCUCGGAAAGGUUGUUUACUUUUCGUCUACCUUCCCUUACGUGCUGCUGACCAUCAUGUUGGUCCGAGGUGUCACAUUGGAAGGCGCCUUGAAAGGAAUCAAAUUUUACAUGCUCCCAGAUUUUUCUCGGCUUUCAGAUUUAAAAGUAUGGAGCGAUGCGGCCACUCAAAUGUUCUAUGCUCUCGGCUCAGGCUCAGGUGCUCUGAUCGCCAUGUCCAGUUACAACAAAUUCAACAACAAUACAUUGAGAGAUGCGUUAAUCGUGCCAAUAAGCAACGUUCUGACGAGCAUCUACGCAGGAUUCGUCAUAUUCUCAGUGCUGGGCUACAUGGCUGAAAUGAAGGGCGUGGAGGUGAAGGAUGUUGCUGCCGACGGACCAGGGUUGGCAUUCGUGGUGUACCCUGAGGGAUUGAGCACUCUACCAGCCGCUCCCGUUUGGAGCAUUCUCUUCUACAUCAUGAUGCUUGUACUUGGAUUCAGCACAAUGUUUGGCAUGACGGAAUGUUUCUUCAUCGCCUUCAUGGACGAGUUUCCACUGUUGCUGAGGAAGUCUGCGGAGAGAACCUACUUGUUCAGAGGUCUUGGCAUCCUCCUAUUCUAUCUUAUAUCACUUCCAAUGGUUACUAAUUGUGGCUUUUAUUUGUUUUCCAUCGUAGACUCGUUCAUUGGAAGCUUCACGUUCAUCUUCAUCUGUGAAUUUGAACUGUUUGUCGUCAUGUUUUUUUAUGGUUACAAAAAUUUUGAAUCCGAUCUAUCAAUGAUGCUGGGCGACAAAAGAUGGUUGUUCAUGUUCUUCCGAGUUACCUGGUGUUUUGUCACACCAGCAAUCAUUCUGAUAUCCAUCGUAGCAACUGCAAUAAGUUAUAAGCGGCCCACACUCUUCAACGAAACAUACACCUUUCCUGUCUGGGGGGAGGCUAUAGGCUGGCUGGUCGUCGCUUUCUGUCUCUUCUUCAUUCCAGCUUACUUCUUUCUUUAUUGCAGGAAAGAUUUCAAGAAGUCGUUAAGGAAAGGGAUAACAUCAGAGUUAUCUUGGGGACCGGCUCUCUACAUCAACCGAACAGGCAGGUAUGAGAAGACGAGACGCAUGACGAUCAACAGUAUCGUGACUGACAUCUGUACAACUGUCACCAUCGAUAACAUCACUGAUCAGAGCAGUGUUAGUAACAAGAGCUUCAAAGAAGACACUGUUGAACAUAUGUGAACGGGUCCCCUUUGCCAGUUCAAGGAAUAUUUUAUUCAUAAAACAAUGUCUAUUUAUUUCAAACUUUAUCUAUGAAACUUUUGUUUGCAACAAAAUUUUUAUAUCGUGUUUAUUACAUCCGUAAAAUUUCAAAGUAAACCUAAUUUUCGGUUUUUUAAGAAA